Serpula lacrymans var. lacrymans S7.9 is the source of this 1236-nucleotide messenger RNA. RefSeq lists its product as uncharacterized. The record is from RefSeq and is a predicted model, not a curated record. Gene Ontology annotation, cellular component: multimeric ribonuclease P complex; ribonuclease MRP complex. NCBI's taxonomy places the organism in Eukaryota, Fungi, Basidiomycota, Agaricomycetes, Boletales, Serpulaceae. Gene Ontology annotation, biological process: endonucleolytic cleavage in ITS1 to separate SSU-rRNA from 5.8S rRNA and LSU-rRNA from tricistronic rRNA transcript (SSU-rRNA, 5.8S rRNA, LSU-rRNA); tRNA 3'-end processing; tRNA 5'-leader removal. The transcript is spliced from 6 exons. The coding region runs from base 1 to 1236 and encodes 411 amino acids. Gene Ontology annotation, molecular function: ribonuclease P activity; ribonuclease MRP activity.
AUGGAAGGGCUCGAAAAAAGGCGUUUGAUGGUUAACACCGGACCUAGCUCCUCCCCGAGUCUUCACCAAUUUGGGGUCACCCAUCCGUUCAUACAGCAGCUCGAUGUCGUCUUUCCAUCAUCCGACGACGUAGAAAUGUUCCUGUCUAUUCUAGAACCGACCUAUCACAAAGGUGAAUUUACUCUGUCAGAAUUGUAUGAGAAUGCUUUGACGGUGGACUGGGCACACGAGGAACAGUGGGUGUUUUUACGAGGCACGCCUCUUCUAAUCAUUGUUCCUGACAAAAUCGUCACUCUUAGCACCUUUAUGGCCGUCCCGACCCAGAACGAUUCCGAUGAUACGUGGUGUGUCGACUACCGAGGUUUUCUCACACUGUCGGUAUCCAAACCGAUAUACGAACGUAUCGGCCUCGUAGGAAAGAAGCUGCCAUUCAAGGGGUACGCAGAACAUCACGUCAUACGCAUCCCCUUAAGAGAACAGAUUGAAUCGGUAGCCGUUCGUGCCAGACAAAAAGCUGCGCUCAAGAUAUGGGAUGACAUCCGCGCAGAAGCAGGAUAUCCCAAAUGGCAGGUAUUACACUGUAAUGGGGGCGCAGGAGGGCUCACACCAGAUGAACUUAAACCCGUGCGUCCGCAGGUAGAGCGAUAUACAGAUGUUCAUAUACCAAUCCCGACAAUCUCGCCAUGCCCGAGUAAAUAUGACAAGGAUGGAGAAGCCUUGGAUGACUGGAAUGAAAAUGCCAGAGAACUCUUCGAGUGGGUCGGAAUGGCGGCACUUGGAGCUCAAAGACUCAAAGCAAAUGAUCGUGUCGAUCCUUAUGUUGCUGUGUAUGAGCCGCCCGCGCCGUCCCGUAUUGGCAGCGCUACACACAUGAGUUGGACAGGUCUCCUUCAUCCAGUCUUCGUGCAAACAGUAGCCACUAUCAAUGCCUCAAGCUCCCCAAACGCUGCACAAGACUCCACUGAACAGCAAAUGUUUGUCUCUGUCAUGUCGCAUGCGUAUCCUUGGUCUCCUGUGUCGUAUAUCGCACCCUCAGCACUAGAAGCGGGAGCGAAAAGCUCAGUGUCGGGGGAAGCUCCGUUAAGAGCAUGCAGAAUCGAUGCUGAAGAUACAACAUGUCUACUCUUUAUACCCCCAGUUCAUGACGGUAUGACAACAGAUGAGGAUUCUUCCGAGUCAGAAUGUUGCUGGAUGAAGGUUGAAAGCGUUGGACAGUGGGAUACACGAUGGGGCUGA